AUGUCUGCUGACGGAGAAUUUACAAGAACCCAGAUAUUUGGAACAGUUUUUGAAAUCACUAAUAGAUAUACUGAGCUAAAUCCCGUGGGAAUGGGGGCAUUUGGGUUGGUGUGCUCAGCCGUCGAUAGAUUAACUGGUCAAAAUGUUGCUGUGAAAAAAGUCAUGAAACCUUUUCUGACUUCAGUAUUGGCCAAAAGAACCUACAGAGAAUUAAAGUUGUUAAAGCAUUUGAAACAUGAGAAUUUGAUUACUUUAGAUGAUAUUUUCAUAUCUCCCUUGGAAGAUAUUUACUUUGUCAAUGAAUUGCAAGGUACCGAUUUACAUAGGUUGUUGAGCUCAAGACCUUUAGAAAAACAAUUCAUUCAAUAUUUCACAUAUCAAAUUAUGAGAGGAUUAAAAUACAUUCAUUCUGCCGGAGUUAUUCAUCGUGAUUUGAAACCAUCCAAUAUCUUGAUCAAUGAAAACUGUGAUUUGAAGAUUUGCGAUUUUGGCCUUGCAAGACUUCAAGAUCCACAAAUGACUGGUUACGUAUCAACCAGGUAUUACCGUGCACCUGAAAUCAUGUUGACUUGGCAGAAAUACGACACCGAAGUCGACUUAUGGUCUGUGGGUUGUAUUUUAGCAGAAAUGAUUGAAGGUAAGCCACUAUUCCCCGGGAAGGAUCACGUGCACCAGUUCUCUAUUAUAACGGAAUUAUUGGGUUCACCUCCUGCUGAUGUUAUUGAUACUAUCUGUUCUGAAAAUACCUUAAGAUUUGUCCAAUCGUUGCCACAUAGAGACCCUAUUCCAUUUAGUGAAAGAUUUGCUUCUUGUACUCACGUGGAACCAGAAGCAAUAGAUUUAUUGGCUAAAAUGCUAGUUUUUGACCCUAAAAAGAGAAUUAGUGCUGCAGAAGGUUUGACCCAUCCUUAUAUGGAGCCAUAUCAUGAUCCAACCGAUGAGCCGGUUUGUGAAAGUAAAUUUGAUUGGAGUUUUAAUGAUGCAGACUUGCCAGUGGAUACCUGGAGAGUUAUGAUGUACAGUGAAAUUUUAGACUUUCAUCAAACUGUUGGUGUGGCAAACGAGACUGAGGGUUCUGAACAUCCAGAUCAGCAACUGGAUCAAAAUAACUUGGACUCAAGCAAUGGAGCAUAA
Molecule: messenger RNA, 1134 nt
Organism: Candida dubliniensis CD36
Lineage: Eukaryota; Fungi; Ascomycota; Pichiomycetes; Serinales; Debaryomycetaceae
Gene: HOG1
Product: mitogen-activated protein kinase
Exons: 1
Coding region: 1-1134 (377 amino acids)
Biological process (GO): protein phosphorylation; cellular response to oxidative stress; stress-activated MAPK cascade
Cellular component (GO): nucleus; cytoplasm
Molecular function (GO): ATP binding; MAP kinase activity
Source: RefSeq, a predicted model, not a curated record